AUGACGUCCGUUUUAUCUUUCCCUACCAAUAUCCCUCCUCCAACGAAAACCAUGCCCUUUCAACUACUAGAGAUCAAUUUGAUUUCUGCGCAAGAUCUUGCUCGUGUUGGUAAAGGAAUGAAAACAUAUGCUGUUGCAUGGGUUCAUCCUGAACGUAAACUAUCGACUCGAGUGGAUUCUCAUGGCCAUACCGAUCCAACCUGGAACGAUAAAUUUGUUUUUCGUGUAGAUGAUUCUUUCCUGCAAUCUGAUACAGCAGCUGUGAUGAUUGAAAUCUACUCUGUUCGAAUGUUUCGUGAUGUAUGUGUGGGCGUUGUACGCGUUCUUGUCGGAAAUCUUAUACCUCCGUCUGCACGUAAUCAAAAUAACUCCGGCAUGCGUUUCGUUGCAUUACAAGUACGUCGUCCGUCAGGUCGUCCUCAAGGUAUCCUGAACAUGGGUGUUGCUCUCUUAGAUGGUUCUAUGAGAAGUAUGCCUCUUUAUACCCAACUAAGCGCUUCGGCUGUUGGAUAUCGGGAUCUAAUGGGAGAAGAAUCACAUAGUCCAAACCACCACAUCCACCAGAAAGAUCAUAAAAAAGGUUUCUACAUUCGCCGCAGUGUGAGCGAGCGUAGAUCAGAGGCAACCUUUACUGAUCUAUUCCCUCAAAAAAAUAGAGAGUCCACCGUUCAUUCGGAAGCCGGAGAACCACCAUUCGCCGAGGUUACAACCACAGGUUCAGUAUGGUCGAUGUCGGAUGUAGGACCUGCCCCGUCAGUGGUCGCUGCAGCAAUGGCAGAGGAACAACUCUAUCCGGUGGCGGAGGGGGCGGGAAGUAACAAUAACAAUGUUUUGGAUGAAUGGGAAGCGGAAGCUAGUGUUGAAGGUUUAAAAUCAAAAUUAGAGAGGUGGCGAACGGAAUUACCACCUAUAUAUGAUCGGAAUGCAGGACCGUACAACAGAACUGGCAAGCAUCGACGGAGACAUACAGAUGGUGGAAAACUAUUAUCAUGCUUCGGGGAUAUGUAUGGAUUUGAGUGCUCCAUUUCUUGUGGCUUAAAGCCUAAAGGUAAAGGUAAGGGUAAAAACGGUCGUAACGAGAACUUCGAUGAUGAUGCAACUCAAGUUACUCAAUCAUAUAUGCCAUGA
This is a messenger RNA of Papaver somniferum (opium poppy), 1128 nucleotides long. RefSeq lists its product as uncharacterized. The coding region runs from base 1 to 1128 and encodes 375 amino acids. Gene Ontology annotation, biological process: defense response. The record is from RefSeq and is a predicted model, not a curated record. Lineage: Eukaryota; Viridiplantae; Streptophyta; Magnoliopsida; Ranunculales; Papaveraceae. The transcript has a single exon.